This is a messenger RNA of Micropterus dolomieu (smallmouth bass), 3677 nucleotides long. RefSeq names its product perforin-1-like. The record is from RefSeq and is a predicted model, not a curated record. The transcript has 7 exons. Bases 741 to 2519 code for a protein of 592 amino acids. Lineage: Eukaryota; Metazoa; Chordata; Actinopteri; Centrarchiformes; Centrarchidae.
UGGUGCAAGCUCGGGGCGGUCAUUACAUUUGGCAUCUAAAAAAUAUCCAUGUAGCACCCGAAAGCCUUGAGCGGCCGGGAGGCAAUGAUGUCCCUCGUCAUGUUACAGCCACUUCCUCGUUUAGUUAGCAUUCCGGUGCAGCUGCACGGGCUUGGACGCGUCCCGGGCUCCGGGGCAAUGAUGCUGAGGGUGGUGUCUGAGCCGGAGCCGCGCGUCCAUCCAACUCCAGAUGAUGCUAGCUUGAUCCUAGCGGUCAGAUUUGCGAUAGAGGACUAACUAGCUGCAGGUCGUGCCGUUACUUGAAUGAAAAGCAGUCAGAUGCUCGGGUCGGUUACGCGCGAUGCGGGAUGGCGUUCCUGAUGCUAUUAAAACAGAUGUGAGCCGUGAUUCUGGAGCGGUGCUUUUUGGGAAAAGGACUGCUGGCUAGCAGCAAGCCGGGGCGCUCGGCUACCGAUGCCCUGUGACUGAGGAAGCUGAUAUCUGAGCCGGCUGACUCCAAACACACGCGGUCCGCUGUAUUCCUUGAAACGCGGAGUCUUCCCCCGGCGGCCUCAAGUCCCCCGCAUCGCCGAGUCGCCUCUCCAAUGUCAAGCUACAUGGUACAGAAGGAGCAAGACUUCCGACCACUCUCACCUCAGCCCAUCUCUAUCACGUCUAUAAAAGCACAAAAUUCCAAUAUUGAUGCCCAGAGCCCACAGAGCCACGCAUGCAGUGUGAACACAAAAGACAAAUGAUCAGCCAUGUUUCUGUUGUAUAUUUGCGUCUGUGCCGGCCUCAUGCUGUCCCUCCCUCAGUGUACGUAUCAGUCAUGCAUGGAAGGGACACCCAGACAGUGCCUGGAUGCGGAAUUUGCUCCAGGUACCAAUUUGGCCGGGGAAGGCUUCGACAUUACCAAAAUGGAACGUAAGGGGGCCUUUGUGCUCGACAUGAAUCAGUGGAAACGCAAGGACAAAACAUGCACCCUGUGUAGCAACCCCUAUCUGGAGAACAAAAAGCAAAAGCUCCCCUUGUCAGUGGAGGACUGGAGGGCGAAAUACUCCUGCAGCAUGAAAGUGGUCAGUAAUCUCCACAGAUCUAGUGAGUCUCUGGUCAGUUCCAGCUCCUCUUCGGUGGAAAACAACUGGCAGGUCAAUCUAGAUGUUAAUGUUGGUAAAAAAGGAGGCUCAUUGAUGCUAGCUGGAACCAAUUCUAAGUUAGCUGAAUACUCCAUGGAAAAAACGAAGAAUGACAAGUUCAGCUUCACAAGCCAAAGCAUGUCCUGCGAGUACUACAGCUACCGAGUGUCCCUCAGUCCCAAGUUGCACAGAGAAUUUCGCAAAGCAGUGAAACAGCUCCCCAAAAUCUACAGCCCUGAAUACAAGCAACAAUUCUACAAACUGAUUGACAACUUUGGCACCCAUUACCUCAGCAAGGUGAAGUUGGGAGGAAGCGUUCAAUCUGUGACCAGCAUCAGGCAGUGCCAGGCCAGCCUGCAGGGCCUCAGCGCAGAGGAGGUGCAGAUGUGCCUGGAGGUUGAGGCGUCCGCCACAUUCAAAGCUACAGUAAAAACUCAAUCAAAACACUGCAAGAAGGACAUAGAGAAGACGGACAGUAAGUCAGCCUUCUCCAGCCUCUUCAAUGACAGGUUCACAGAAAUAAAGGGGGGCCAUACCACGGAGCCAGACCUUCUCUUCUCUGCUGACAAAAAUCCAUCAGCCUACAAAGAAUGGCUGAACACACUGCCACAGAAUCCAGACAUAUUCUCUUAUUCCCUGGAAUCGCUUCAUGAGUUACUGCCAACAAACACCUCUGUCAGGAAGAACCUGCGCUCGGCCAUUAGCCAUUACAUCCUGGAGAAAGGCCUGUUGAGGAACUGCAGUGAGCGCUGUCAGGCCGGCAUCAAGAGUGACCCGAGGGAUACCUGCGUCUGCCAGUGCCACAAUGACCCUGCUGUAAACCAAGACUGCUGCCCAACCCGUAAGGGCAUGGCGCGGGUUAUAAUAACUGUACAACGGGCGUCCGGUCUUUGGGGAGACUACUUCACAGCCACGGAUGGCUAUGUGAAGGUCUUUUUCAGCAAACAGAUGGUCCGGCGCUCUCCUGUCAUUAACAACAACAACAACCCACACUGGGGCAUGAUCGUCGACCUGGGUUCCCAGGAUAUAUCAGCAGGAAAUAGAGUGAGAUUUGAAGUGUGGGAUCAGGACAACAACUGGGACGACGACCUGUUGGGACAAUGUGAGAAAGAUCUGUCCGCUGGAGUCAAAGAGGAUCUCUGUAACAUGCACCACGGCCAGUUCUACUACAAACUGGAGGUGAAAUGUGCUCCGAGUCUGAGUGGACAUUCAUGCGUGGACUACAAACCUUCACCUAUGAGUCAAAGUCUGAAGAAGCUGUAUGUGUCCCGUCAUGCCCAACCUAUUCCAAAGGCCAUCCUAUUAGAGAUGGGUGUGUUUGUUAAUGAAACAACCUCACAGAGAAACCUUACUGUGACUGAGAGUCAAAAGGUUCAUGUGAACCCCCAUGUUUGGCCUUUCUGAGGCUUAUGUUCAUAGUAUUAGCAAUAUUUCUGUAUUUGUAUAUCUCAUUUGUAUUCAUGAGGUUAAUCAAAGCAACAGGUUUUAUCCAUACCCCUUAUUAAAUAAUAAUUGCUCACAAACGAUGAGCUGUACAUCAGUUCAGGAAGAACUGACAAAGUGCUGACAAAGUGGCUGCAGCUUGGGUCACUUUUGUGUGUUCAGUUUUUCUUCCUUUUUGUUUUCUUUUUUAAUCUGUACUUUUAAAAAUAACUGUAUUGUUUCGAUACAGGCAUUUAUAACAUGUACUAAGAUGCUUUAAACUUUUAAUCACAUUAUUGCCUUGUUGGUUUUUUGACAUGUUUGACUCCCAGUUCUAAAGAAAGAAAAGAAGAAUAGGACGAUAAAGAUAUGUAUAGGUCACACCUGCAGUGUCCAUUACACAUAAAAUAGCAUAUACUUGUUUUAUACAUUUUAUAGUCAGUUAGUUUCUCUUCUACUUAAACUGUUUUCUACAACUUCUUAGCAAUGAUAUAGAUAUAUUUUAAUGUAUAAAUCCAAUGCAUUUAUCAGUUUUUAUUGAUUGUUUUCUUACCAUCUGUAAUUUGAAUGCUUUUUUCUCUCUUAAUUUCAGAUAUGUCAAUUUCUCCAUCUGUGAUUUACCUUUUAGUGCUCUUUAAUCAAAAUAAUCAGAUAUUCAUAGUCAUAUGUCAAUGGGUGCUUUAUGUGUUUUAUUUUAGAUAAAUUUUCUUUGCUGUACAGUGUUUGCUGCUGAAACAGCCCAAUUCUCAGCGCUCGCUAAAAUUUUAUCCCAGCUUAAACAAUUAGUAAGUUACUUUGUGUUUGUGAUAAACUUAAGAAAUCCAUCAUUGUGAAUGUGACAGUCUCUUGUUCUCACAGAGCAUUUGGCCACAGCCCACCACCACUUCAGAUAAAUGAUCGGUUUGUGGUCACUGGUCCCUUACUGACUGGAAAGCCAGGCUGACUUUCAUGUAGUCACUAUCUGUUUGAGUUUGUCUGUAGACCACCGGCUCCUCCCUCUCGGUGAUGGGUCUGCUCAACAUCGAUGAAAAUGUCAAACUACUCCCCCAACCCCCCUUCUCAGGCCACUGUCACCUCACCCCCUCACCACCUCCUGCCGUUUUGUUUUUUUUUACUUUUAAAGACAAAAAGUGCUCACUG